GUGACGUCACUCCCCGUCUGUGCGUAACUGGCAAAUGUGGAGACCGAAGUGAGGGGUCCAAGGAGCUGGGACAGCGGGCACACGGCUCGGGACAGCCGGCAGCAUGGAGGACAAGACGGGGAACAAGAAGCAGCUGAGCCACAAGGAAGUGUCCAGACUGCAGGAAGAGCAAGGAAGGGUGGUCAGCGGCUGCCAAGAAAAGAUCCAGCACUGGAAGAAGGUGGAAAGCGACUAUGACGCGCUUCAAAAGCGACUCCACACGCUGCCGGACAAAUUGUCUUACGAGGUCAUGGUACCAUUUGGGCCACUUGCCUUCAUGCCUGGGAGACUAGUCCAGACAAACGAGAUUACAGUUUUACUCGGCGACAACUGGUUUGCCAAAUGCUCAGCGAAAGAAGCCUCGGCUCUGGUCGACCACAGGAAAAAACAUGUUAGGAAAGCACUGGACGAUUUGCAAGAAGUGUUAAGAAACUUCGAGUCCCGGGUGGAAUUCACCAAAGACCUGCAGAGAAUGAGCGGCGAAGACGGGGAUUAUUUUGAUAUUCGAGAAGAAGCCGGAGCGGAGACGGUAGUAACAAAAGGUAAACAGAGAACGGCGCACAAACCUCACUCUAAACCAAAGAUAGCAGACGCCCUCGACGCCGACCUUCAUGCAGGAGAGCGAGUUCUAGACAAUGCAGAGUUAUGGGCCAGGCUGGAGGAACUGGAGAAGGAAGAGGAACUUCAAGGAGAACUCAACGAGACGGAGGAGACAUUCAGGGUUAAGAGCGACUUGUGUUCCGAAGAAGACAAAGAGAAUCGGAAAACAGACCUCAAUGUGGAGGUCAAAGACUCGCAUACUCAGGGCAAACUUACAAAAGCAGAACGCGUACUGAGCAGCCAUCACAUCAACAGCUCAACGGCCCACCACAGCGACGACGACGAGGACCCUGGGAGCUGUAAAAACGCGGUGGCCACCAUACACUUCCAACAUACCGUGGAACCAAAAAGAGUCAGGAUAAACACUGGAAAAAAUACAACUUUGAAAUACAGUGAAAAGAAGGAGGAGGCCAAACGGAAACGGAAAAACAGCUCCGGAAACGGCCACGCCGCCCCAGAACUACCGGUCAUCAAGACACCAGCAGAUAUAUACAGGGCGUUUGUUGAUCUUGUAAAUGGGGAGUACGUACCCCGAAAAUCCAUCAUGAAGUCUCGGAGCCGAGAGAACAGCGUAUGUAGCGAUACCAGCGAGAGCAGCGCACCCGAGUUUGAGGAGCGGAGGUCCUACCAAAGGAACUGUAGCUUCGAUGAAAGCCCGUUCAGUGACCAUGGCGACAGCACCCAGGACCGCGACGACCGAGGGCAGAAGAAGCUGUCCCCUGUGUUCGGACCCUUGGAGGCUUUUUCGGGAACCGUGGUGGAAAAGGAGCCUUUCUCCUUCUCAGUACCGGUCACAAGCAUUGCCCACCCGGCACUGCCCACUAUCCCAGAGCGCAAUUCCGAAGAGCCGUCUUGUGACACCCCCGCCGAAAACACAAAACGGGUUUCCAAAUUCAAAGCCACCAGAAUACAACAGAAAAAAUAGCCCCUAACCUGGUUCUUAACAUUCUCGUUCUCUGGUACUGACAGGAGAAUGGAGGGCUGGACUUGGCCGCUCUGCUGGUGUUAAGGGGGUCUAUGCUGCAGGGUCUUCUUGUGUUUAAAAAGGUUAACCUGA
Molecule: messenger RNA, 1696 nt
Organism: Spea bombifrons (plains spadefoot toad)
Lineage: Eukaryota; Metazoa; Chordata; Amphibia; Anura; Pelobatidae
Gene: URI1
Product: URI1 prefoldin like chaperone
Exons: 11
Coding region: 104-1564 (486 amino acids)
Biological process (GO): negative regulation of transcription by RNA polymerase II; negative regulation of phosphatase activity
Molecular function (GO): chromatin binding; phosphatase inhibitor activity; transcription corepressor activity
Source: RefSeq, a predicted model, not a curated record